GAGAGCGCAGAGCCUGCGAGAGAGCCAGCAAGCGGGAACCGGGAACCGGAGCCCCGCGCCAGAGCUGGGCGCGCCAGGUAGGGUUAGCCUGUGGUGCCGUGGUCACUGCCAACCUUUUUAGCCCUGACCCCACAUCCCGGAGCCCCCGCGGGUCCUCGAGUUCUGGAGCACCCGGGCUGAGGCGUCCAGACAGCGCUUUUCUGGGAGCUCCGGGAAGCGGGAAGACCGUCCCGGGCACCCCGCCUUUCUUCCCAAGAGAAUGCACACCCUGCAUCGCGCUUUCCAGUUCCUCCUGCUCCAGCGUCCUCAGGUCCUUCUUUCUGUCUGUGCCUCUGUCUUUGUUUCAGCCUCUCAGGCUCGCUUGCCCUCUCAUCAGAUUUUUAUGGUCCUGCCCUGUCGUUUCUGGACUCCCAGGUUCUUUCCCCCUUGCCUGCCUCAGCUUUCAUUAGGGCCUCCCCUGGGCUUCUGCCCCAUCUGUGUUAGUCUUCACUCCUGGUUCUCUCUCCUGUUUGCCUGGCUGAGCUGCUUCUUUGGGGUCCUCCUGCCCUGGCACCAGCAGGCGGCUAGUCCUGUGAAAAGCCUUAGUCUCUUUGGCCAGGAUAGGGGGUCCUUGAACUAGUUGCUGUCCUCUUUAGCUGUAGUUUCCUUUCCAAUCCUGGGGAAGGCUUUGUCCCUCUCCCAGUCUGCAUGAUCUCGAGAGCCUGCCUAUGUAGGGUUAAUGUAAGGUGGAGGAUGAGGUACAGGUGAUAAGAUGCAGAGCUGAUGGGAGGGGAUCUCUAAGGUCGGUCAAAGGCUGAGAAGGGGAAGGCUGGAAAUGACUGCCAGGCUUGGAGUGAGUGAAGAGAAACAGAGACAUCAAGUCUCCAGCAGCUUCCUACGUAAAGCUAGGGCGUCCACAACUCAGCUCCGGCACUGUUCAGCGGUCUCCAGGUUAAUUGCUCCCCAUCUGUGAUACACACAUAUAUCCAUAUCUAUUUACUCUGCUGACUGAAGACCUUUAACUACAUGGUUCCUUCUCUCCACCUUGCUGUCUCACUGGGCUUAGGGUCUCCAUUCCUUUCUCAGUCAGGAGACUUUGGGGGCUGGCCCUUUAAGAGCCAAAGUCUAGGACCCUGGGUGUGUUCACGUAGGCUUCAGGUUCUCUUGGGCUGGAAACUAUCCCAUAGAGAUGCUUCCUCCCUGUGGUGGGCCUUCCAAUGCCCCGUUCUGGAAAUCCAAGGCUCAGAUGAGAGCCAGAGCCCUGAGUGUGUCACUGCCGUGGCCUCGGCUGCUACGGUAUUGAUCUCCUAGGUUUGUGUAGGCCCUUUGGUUUGUGUAGGGUUUGGCAAUGGCUGGCCCCCCUGCUCUCUGCCUGGGCCCCCAUUCCCACCCUCCCUGCCCUCUGCUGAAUUUAGUUGGGUUACAGAGCCUAUCUCUAGCCAAGAUUAGGGCAGAGCUCAGAGACAAACCUAGGGGGGUAGCCCAGGAGCUUCUCAGCCGAGUUAGUGGUGCCACCUCCUCACGACUCCUGAGUACCUGGGAAGGGGAUAUGGGGAGUAACAGGGUCAGAGGGGAAGCUGGAAAUAAAGGGGACAGCUGCUCUCUGGUUCCACUCCUCCCUGUUUGUCUGUCUCUCUGUCUCUCUGCAGGAGCUGGGCCCCUUCUCAUCUCUCUUCCUGUCUGUCCUUUCCUGGCCCGUUUCCUCCUCUCUUUGCCUUUGCUGCUUCUAUCCUCAUCCCUUGAAGACCCUGGGCGGCUGGACCUAACCAUCCCUUUGGGGGCCAUGGGAUCACUGCUUGGGUUUCUGGCGCUGCUGCUGCUGCGGGGUGCUGUGGCUGAGGGCCCGGCCAAGAAGGUGCUGACCCUGGAGGGGGACCUGGUGCUGGGUGGGCUGUUCCCAGUGCACCAGAAGGGUGGCCCAACAGAGGAGUGUGGUCCUGUUAACGAGCACCGUGGCAUACAGCGCUUAGAAGCCAUGCUUUUUGCACUGGACCGGAUCAACCGCGACCCCCACCUGCUCCCCGGCGUGCGCUUGGGUGCACACAUCCUCGACAGCUGCUCCAAGGAUACACACGCCCUGGAGCAGGCGCUGGACUUUGUGCGUGCCUCCCUUAGUCGUGGCGCAGACGGCUCACGCCACAUCUGUCCUGAUGGCUCCUAUGCCACCCAUAGCGAUGCUCCGACAGCCAUCACCGGUGUCAUAGGUGGCUCCUACAGUGAUGUCUCCAUCCAGGUGGCCAAUCUGCUGCGGCUGUUCCAGAUCCCACAGAUCAGCUACGCUUCCACCAGCGCCAAGCUGAGCGACAAGUCCCGCUACGACUACUUCGCCCGCACCGUGCCCCCGGACUUCUUCCAAGCCAAGGCCAUGGCUGAGAUCCUCCGCUUUUUCAACUGGACCUACGUGUCUACGGUGGCGUCCGAGGGUGACUACGGCGAGACGGGCAUCGAGGCCUUCGAGCUCGAGGCCCGGGCGCGCAACAUCUGCGUGGCCACUUCGGAGAAGGUGGGCCGGGCCAUGAGCCGCGCGGCCUUCGAGGGCGUGGUGCGAGCCCUGCUGCAAAAGCCCAGCGCCCGCGUCGCGGUGCUCUUCACCCGCUCCGAGGACGCCCGGGAGCUGCUCGCAGCCACCCAGCGCCUCAAUGCCAGCUUCACCUGGGUGGCCAGCGAUGGCUGGGGCGCCCUGGAGAGUGUGGUGGCCGGUAGCGAAGGGGCUGCCGAGGGCGCCAUCACCAUUGAGCUGGCCUCCUACCCCAUCAGUGACUUUGCCUCCUACUUCCAGAGCUUGGAUCCCUGGAACAACAGUCGGAAUCCCUGGUUCCGGGAGUUCUGGGAGGAGAGGUUCCGCUGCAGCUUCCGGCAGCGAGACUGUGCAGCCCACUCCCUGCGGGCCGUGCCCUUUGAACAGGAGUCUAAGAUCAUGUUUGUGGUCAACGCAGUGUAUGCCAUGGCCCACGCUCUGCAUAACAUGCACCGUGCCCUCUGCCCCAACACCACCCGUCUCUGUGAUGCCAUGAGGCCUGUCAAUGGGCGCCGCCUCUACAAAGACUUCGUGCUCAAUGUCAAGUUUGAUGCCCCCUUCCGCCCAGCGGAUACUGACAACGAGGUCCGCUUUGACCGCUUUGGUGAUGGUAUUGGCCGCUACAACAUCUUCACCUACCUGCGGGCAGGCAGCGGGCGCUACCGCUACCAGAAGGUAGGCUACUGGGCAGAAGGCCUGACCCUGGACACCAGCCUCAUCCCGUGGGCCUCCCCGUUAGCUGGCCCUCUUCCUGCCUCUCGCUGUAGUGAGCCCUGCCUUCAGAAUGAGGUGAAGAGCGUGCAGCCGGGGGAGGUGUGCUGCUGGCUCUGCAUCCCCUGUCAGCCCUAUGAGUACCGGCUGGACGAGUUCACCUGUGCUGACUGUGGUCUUGGCUACUGGCCCAAUGCCAGUCUGACCGGCUGCUUUGAGCUGCCCCAGGAAUACAUCCGCUGGGGGGAUGCGUGGGCAGUGGGACCUGUCACCAUUGCCUGCCUAGGCGCCAUGGCCACCCUCUUUGUGUUGGGUGUCUUCGUGAGGCAUAACGACACGCCUGUGGUCAAGGCCUCUGGUCGGGAGCUUUGCUACAUCCUGCUGGGAGGUGUCUUCCUCUGCUAUUGUAUGACCUUCAUCUUCAUUGCCAAGCCUUCCACAGCCGUGUGCACCUUACGGCGCCUCGGUUUGGGCACUGCCUUCUCUGUCUGCUACUCGGCCCUCCUCACCAAGACCAACCGCAUCGCUCGCAUCUUUGGCGGGGCCCGGGAGGGAGCCCAGCGGCCACGCUUCAUCAGCCCCGCUUCGCAGGUGGCCAUCUGCCUGGCACUUAUCUCAGGCCAGCUGCUCAUUGUUGCUGCCUGGCUGGUGGUGGAGGCACCGGGCAUAGGCAAGGAGACAGCCCCUGAACGGCGGGAGGUGGUGACGCUGCGCUGUAACCACCGGGACGCAAGCAUGCUCGGCUCACUGGCCUACAACGUCCUCCUCAUCGCUCUCUGCACGCUAUACGCCUUCAAGACCCGCAAGUGCCCGGAGAACUUCAAUGAAGCCAAGUUCAUUGGCUUCACCAUGUACACCACCUGCAUCAUCUGGCUGGCAUUCCUUCCCAUCUUCUAUGUCACCUCCAGCGACUAUCGGGUGCAGACAACCACCAUGUGCGUGUCGGUCAGCCUCAGCGGCUCUGUGGUGCUCGGCUGCCUCUUCGCCCCCAAGCUGCACAUCAUCCUUUUCCAGCCACAGAAGAAUGUGGUGAGCCACCGGACACCCACCAGCCGCUUUGGCAGUGCUGCCCCGAGGGCCAGCGCCAACCUCGGUCAAGGGUCUGGAUCCCAGUUUGUUCCCACCGUCUGCAACGGCCGGGAGGUGGUGGACUCAACAACGUCGUCGCUCUGAAGACCCCUCACUCCUGCCCUGACAUGGCUGCUCCCGAACCCAGUGUAGACCCUCUUCCUCGGCCAGGAGGAAGUUGGCUGGAGCACUGCAAUAACGCCCACCCCACAUCCGCCCCCAACGUCACUUCCCCACCUACCGGCUUCCCCAGCCCUUUAGGUCAGGAGCCGGAGUCCUUAGCUGGGGAGCCUCUGCAAUGGCCGCCAACUGCCCUUGUAGCAAUGUCUCUUAUUUGCCCAGGCCUGGGACUCAGAAGGGACAGAGUCGGUGUCUGUCGUGUUCUAGAACGACGUGGCUAUAGCAGGCCCAACCCCCAUGCAAAGGUGCUUCCAGUCCAGCCCCUGCCCCAGGCCUUUUUAAUUUUUUUAUAAGUUACUCUGGGAUACAGAGAGAGGAUGGUUACUGUGGGAAUCUUUCCCUCCCCUCCCUACCCAGGAGUUUAUCCCAUGGUUUAUUUUGUAUUAUCUGUAAAUAAAGUGUCUUUAUUUAGA
Meriones unguiculatus (Mongolian gerbil) is the source of this 4869-nucleotide messenger RNA. RefSeq names its product glutamate metabotropic receptor 2 (gene Grm2). The transcript is spliced from 5 exons. Gene Ontology annotation, cellular component: membrane. Lineage: Eukaryota; Metazoa; Chordata; Mammalia; Rodentia; Muridae. Gene Ontology annotation, molecular function: group II metabotropic glutamate receptor activity. The coding region runs from base 1328 to 4381 and encodes 1017 amino acids. Gene Ontology annotation, biological process: G protein-coupled glutamate receptor signaling pathway; regulation of synaptic transmission, glutamatergic. The record is from RefSeq and is a predicted model, not a curated record.